AGGACGCUGAGGAGGCGCUGGAGAAGCAGUCGCUCCAUGCCGAGGGUCUGUCCGAGAAGCUGUGGCUGUCUGAGAGACAGUUGGAGGAGCUAGCGGGGGCCAAGGAGACACGGGACAAGAGGACAUUAGAGCUCAGUGACACUGUCUUCAGACUGGAGACUGAGCUAGGGGAGGCCCAACAGAGAGCCACCCAGGCCUCGGCAGAGCUCAGUCUGCACCAGAAGCUACGAGAUGGGGACCAGCUGAGGGUAAAGGAGCUGGAAGAGACGAUACUGGAGAAGGGUCAGGAGCUGCAGAGAGCCCAGCAGACUGUCAGCCGUCUCCAGGGACAGGUGUCUGAUAAGCUGAUAGAUAAGGAGCGUUCCCUGGAGGAGGAGAUCCAGCUGAGAGAGAGAGUUCAGCUGCAGUUGAAGCAGGCAGAGAGGAGCGUAGAGGACCUAACCAUGGAGCUACAGACGGCUGCACAGACCAAGGAGGACCUGGACAAGCAACUCAAACAGCUUCAGGAGAAAGCGAUAGAUCUUGAGAGCGACCUGGAGGAGAUGCAGGACAGUGAACAGAGUUGGGCCAGGAAGCACAAGAGAGCCAUCGAACAGACAGAACAGCUCCAGCUGAAGUUGAUUCAGGAGAAAUAUGUGAAUGAGCAGCUGGACAGUGAGAAGAUCAACCUGACGAGACAGCUGCGUGACCUGCGUGUGGCGAUGGAGGAACUUCACAGCUCCAGAGUCCAGGUGGAUGUGAUCACUAAGACAGAGAACCGGGUCAAGGAGCUGGAGAACGCUCUCAGAGUGGAGGAGAGGAACAAGGUGGUGAUGAGCAACACCAUCAGUAAACUGGAGAGGAAGAUCAACGAACUGUCUGGUCAGCUGGAGGAGGAACAGAAGAUCAUUACAGAGCAGAAGGACCUGAUGACCCAGAGGAUGCGUUCCCUGAAGCGUCAGCUGAACGAGGCGGAGGAGGAGUCCAGUCGUAGAGAUGCUCAGUACCGCCACACCCAGAGAGAACUGACAGAGGAGAGAGAGACCUCCAACAGACUACAGAGACAGCUCCUGGAUCAGCACCUUCAACUCAAACGUAAGGAGUCCACCAUGCAAAUGAGACAGACUCUGGAGAACCUGCGUCUGGAUCUCAGUGUAGAUGAAGAGGACCAGGCUGACCAACAUCCUCCAAGGCCUGAAUAAAGACAACAGCACCUCCUCAUACUAGCAUUUUUCAACACACCUGUAUUGAUAACGGUUAGAGUGAUACCCCCUAAUCGCUAAUAGACUUGACAAGAAACAACACAUUCUACACUGGCACCAAUACUGUCAUUUAUCGUAGAAAAUACAGUGCCCACAAGUGAAGUGUUCAAACCUUCUUUAGCCUCUUUCUCUGUACUAUUGAAAUGUGUCUUUAGUUUUUGUUUUCCAUAAGCGGUUAUUAACUAAAGGUCCCAAUGCAGCUGUUAUUAUCUCAAUAUUAACUCAUUUCUGGGUAACAAGGAUCUUACUGUGAUUGUUUUCAAAUCAAAAUGGUCAAAAAGAAACAAAAAUUGAGUUUUGUUUUUUUUUCUAAUAUUUUUUUUUUGCUGGGAGUGUCUGGGAGAGGGGAAACUGACAACGAGCUGUUAUUGGUAGAGAGGUUUUGAACUCUCUUUCUUAUUGGUCUAUUAACUCAUUUGACCUGCCUGGUGAUGUCACCAGAGUGGGGAAACUGACAUCUAGCUGUUAUUGGUAGAGAGGUUUUGGAACUCUCUUUCUUAUUGGUCUAUGAACUCAUUUGACCUGCCUGGUGAUGUCACCAGAGUGGGGAGUGGGGAAACUGAAGACUAGCUGUUAUUGGUAGAGAGGUUUUGGAACUCUCUUUCUUAUUGGUCUAUCAAAACUCCAUCCCACCAAAACAGGCUGAAACUUCUGGCUGUCUUUUCAAACAGCUCUUACACCAACAGGGCAUUAUCAUAAUGGUAUCAAUUUCACAGUAUUAUUCCAACCCCACAGUGUGGAAAUAUAUAUAAAACACAGGAAACUCAUGUUUUUUUUUGG
Oncorhynchus keta (chum salmon) is the source of this 2021-nucleotide messenger RNA. Its product is annotated as cingulin. Bases 444 to 1181 code for a protein of 245 amino acids. Gene Ontology annotation, cellular component: myosin complex. The record is from RefSeq and is a predicted model, not a curated record. The transcript has 10 exons. NCBI's taxonomy places the organism in Eukaryota, Metazoa, Chordata, Actinopteri, Salmoniformes, Salmonidae.